GGUACAGGUGCAGGUGGAGCUGCACAAACGAGCGUGCACACGCAUCGCACCGUGGCCAGAGCCCACAUCUCACAAUGGCAUCGGUUUGCUCUGCUCUCUGCCUCGCCGCGUUCCUUGCCGUGCUAGUGCUCGUAGCCGCUGCACAGACGACCAACCACACGGCCGGAGUGUCCAUGACGCCGCCCAACUACAUCACCAGCCCGUCCGGCGUCUUCGCGUUCGGCUUCCGCGCCCUCGACGCGUCCAACCCGGGAAAGUUCCUCCUGGCCACAUGGUUCCGCUCCCAGGACGAUGACGACAAUGGCGACGGCCAGGCCAGCAGCUCCUCCCAGCUGCAGUCCGUGGUCUGGUUCGCCAAGCAGUCGUCCACGGUCGCCCUCGCCACGCCGCAGUCCGUGCUCAGCGUCACCACCGACGGCCAGCUAGAGCUCACCGACAUCACCAACGGUGGCAACCAGGUGCUGUGGAGACCGCCGAUCGCCAACCUCAAGCGCGGGUCUCUGUUUGUGCUCCUCGACUCCGGCAAUCUCCAGUUCCUCGGCGACGGCGAUGUGCUGUGGGAGAGCUUCUCGCAACCCAGGGACACGCUGGUGCCGGGCCAGUCCUUGGCCCAGGGACAGCUCAUCUCCAGGCGCGCGGACACGGAGUUCACCACUGGCCGGUUCAGCAUGGACGUCCAAACGGACGGCAACGUCGUGCUCUAUGUCUAUGUCCCCCGCGGCAACACCGUGAGGGACGCCUACUGGCAGACCAACACUGACGGCUCCAACAGCAGCACCACGGUGACCUUCGACAACCAGGGCGGCCUCAACUACACUCUUCACAGCGGCGUCGUCCAGAGCUUAAUAUCCCCCAUGGCGGCCGACGCCGCCAGCAGGUCCUACAAGUUCGCCAGGAUGGACCCCGACGGCAUCGUCCGUGUCUACGUCCGUUCCAAGAACGGCGGCGGCAACAAUACGUCGUGGAUCGUCUCGGGGUCCUUCCCCACCGACGGCUGCGGGAAGAGGACGUUCGGGCUGCAGGGCAUGUGCGGCCCGGGGUCGUACUGCACGGAGCAGAAAGACCGGCUCCGCUGCAUGUGCCCAGCUAAUUACACGUACGCCGACCCGCAGCAUAUGGACACUGGCUGCACGCCGGAGUUCGUGCCGCAGAGCUGCGACGGGGAGAACAACACCGACGAGUACACGCUCGUUGAGCUGCCAAACACCACCUGGGAGACAUCCAUCUACUACAAGAAGUUCUGGUCAGUCACGGAGGACCAGUGCCGGAACUACUGCCUGAACGACUGCUACUGCGCCGCUGCGUUAAUGGUCGGAGGAACCGACUGCACGGAGGUGGCGGCGCUGACAAACGGACGGCAGGCGAGCGAUGUCACGACCAAGGCACUGAUUAAAGUACGGCGGAGCAGCAAUCGUCCUGCCGUUGCGGCGAGGACAAGAACCAUAGUAGUCGUCACAGUUUGCGUGGCCUUCGUGUUGCUGGCCAUUGCCGGCAGCUUCCUGGCACGGCACUACCUCGCUAAGAACAGAGAGAGCCAGGGCUUGUUGAGUGUGAGAGCUUUCAGCUGGAAGGAGCUUCAUAAAGCCACCAACGGAUUCGAGAAACUGCUGGGAAAAGGAAGCUUCGGCGAGGUGUACGAAGGAAAAUUGAAAUCUCCGCAGCCGCGCCUCAUCGCGGUGAAGAGGCUCAUCAACUCGAACGAGUACAGCGAGAGGGAGUUCAUCAAUGAGGUGCAGUCCAUCGGGCAGAUCCACCACCGGAACCUGGUCCGGAUGAUCGGGUACUGCAAAGAAGGGAAGCACCGGAUGCUGGUCUUGGAGUUCAUGCCGGGAGGGUCACUCCGUGGCUUCCUCUUCAAGCCCGAGAGGCCACCAUGGAGCUGGCGUGCCAAGGCCGCCCUCGGCAUCGCCAGAGGGAUCGAGUACCUCCACAACGGAUGCACUUCUCCCAUCAUCCACUGCGACAUCAAGCCAGACAACAUACUGCUCGACAACAUGAACGCUCCCAAGAUAACCGACUUUGGGAUCUCCAAGUUCCUCGGCGACCAGCAGGUGCACACCACAGUGACCAACAUCAGGGGCACCAGGGGAUACAUUGCCCCUGAGUGGUUCCGGAGCGAGGCACGCAUCGACACCAAAGCAGACGUGUAUAGCUUCGGCGUCGUGCUGCUGGAGAUGAUAUGCUGCCGGAAGUGCCAAGAUCCGUUUUUCGACCAGGAUGGGGGCCAGACGGUCACCUUAUUUGGGUGGGCAGGCCAGUUGGUCAGCAACCAUAAGACUGAGCUUAUACUGCAUCAGGACGACGACGCCAUGGCAGACUUGGAGAGGGUCGAGAGGUUUGCGCGCGUGGCGUUCUGGUGCAUCGACCCAAAUCCAUCACUCCGGCCGACGAUGCACCAAGUGGUGCAGAUACUGGAGACCGUGGUGGUCGAGCCUGAGGUGCUUCCUGACCCUCCCGCUUGCUACAUGGACUCGGCAUCUCUAGUCAUGUCUUCUGUCUAGAUUGAAUGGCAUUCUCUAUGUAAGAAAGCAGUACAUGUUUAAUUUCCCAAGUUUUUCCCGCAAACAAAUGUUAAUUUCUAUCCUUCAA
Messenger RNA from Lolium perenne, 2589 nucleotides. Its product is annotated as G-type lectin S-receptor-like serine/threonine-protein kinase LECRK2. Gene Ontology annotation, molecular function: protein serine/threonine kinase activity; ATP binding. NCBI's taxonomy places the organism in Eukaryota, Viridiplantae, Streptophyta, Magnoliopsida, Poales, Poaceae. Gene Ontology annotation, biological process: protein phosphorylation. The record is from RefSeq and is a predicted model, not a curated record.